UGUUCUUUUUCUCUCUCUCUCUCUGCCUAUUAUUACCUUAUUCAUAUAAAAUAGUUGGCUCUAUACUUAACUCCUAUUAAACUCAGGAUUUACCCUUUUCCCCCUUUUCCUUCUUCUUCUUUUUAUUUACAUAUAAUUGACAUAUAUAAAUUUAUACGCACAUAUAUACAUACAAAUAUAUGUUGUAAAUUUAUACACACAUACAUAUCUUAACUCUGCUCAUUCUAUAUAAAUCAAUAUACCACACCUAUCUUAUAAAUAAAAGACAGAAGCUAAUUGCUAUAUAUAUAAAAGGCAUAUCUAUAAUCACACACAGUUGCGCAUCUAUUAUAACGCUCGCAGUACAUAUAUAUCUAUCCAUUUCUCACUCACUCACUCACUCACUCUUCUCCAGCAAAGCUACGAAAAGGGAUAAAAAAAAGUUCUAUAAGUUGCCAUGAAACGAUCCAUUUUAUAUGAUGAGGAUAAACAAAUAAAUAACAGCAGCAGAUCAACUUCGCCUGAUAUACGAAAUAUUAAGCGUAAAUUGAAUAAUAAUGCUAUCACAUCAAACAAGAAAAAUAAUAGUAAACAAAGUAAAAAGAUAAAUGAGACAACAACAACAACAACAGCAGCAGCAGCAGCAGUUAGAAUAGAAAAUAUCAAAAAUCACGACGUUUGUGAUGCCUGUGGUGAUGUAGGUCGAUUUAUCUGUUGUGAUGCUUGCCCAAACUCCUUUCAUUUUACAUGCGUUGAGCCGCCUAUAGAUUCAACUGAUGUAGCUAAACUAAAAGAUAAAUGGUACUGUAAUGAAUGUGAAUAUAAAUACAAUAAGGCUAAAUUACCUAGAUCAAAUCCUAGAGGUUUAUUUCAAAAGUUAAUUGAUAAUUUAAAUAUAAAGAAUCCAAAAGCAUAUCAAUUACCAAAGGAUAUCAUUCAUUUCUUUGAUGGUGUAUCUGCUGAUAAGCAAGGAAGAUACAUUGAUACAUCACAAACUAAGCGAGUGCGAUACAAAAACGGUGAAAUGGAAAUUCCAGAUUAUCAUCAAUUAAAAAAUAAGAGCGGAAAAUUCAUUCUCUGUUAUUAUUGUAGAAAGACUGCUUUAAGAAAACCAAUGAUUGCUUGUGACUAUUGUAGUUUACACUGGCAUCUUGACUGUCUUAAUCCUCCUUUAGCUUCUCCUCCUAAUCCUGGAAAGAAAUGGCGAUGUCCAAAUCAUAUUGAACAUAUCAUUAAACCACCUAGGAAACUAAGAAAGAAAACAGCCUCUAUUAUAAAUGAUAAAGUACCUGCUUGCGCAUACCAUGAUUAUCUCAAUACAAUUAUAGAUGAUACUAUUGAAAUAAACAAGAACCCAAUUAAACAGAAGCAAAUGAUCACUGAUAACAUUAUUACUAGUAAAAAUGGUAUUGUUUAUCGACUUCCAGUACAAUCCAUUCAUUUUGCUGACUUUAAUGAUUAUGCUAAAAGGUAGAAAUAGAGAGAUGUAUAUCAGUAGAUUCUUA
Messenger RNA from Cokeromyces recurvatus, 1484 nucleotides. RefSeq lists its product as uncharacterized. The coding region runs from base 437 to 1453 and encodes 338 amino acids. The record is from RefSeq and is a predicted model, not a curated record. Gene Ontology annotation, biological process: regulation of transcription by RNA polymerase II. The transcript has 7 exons. Gene Ontology annotation, cellular component: Rpd3S complex. Lineage: Eukaryota; Fungi; Mucoromycota; Mucoromycetes; Mucorales; Mucoraceae.